AUGCCAGGAGCUCCGAGAAACUGCUCGAAAACAUACAAGGUUCCCCGACGUCCCUUUGAAAAGGAACGUAUGGAUCAAGAAUUGGUACUAAUCGGGGAAUAUGGUCUUCGAAAUAAGCGUGAAAUUUGGCGAGUAGCAUAUACUCUCUCAAACAUCCGACGUGCAGCACGUGAAUUACUGACUUUGGAAGAUAAAGACCCUCGGCGUCUAUUCGAAGGAAAUGCCCUUAUUAGAAGACUCGUCAGAAUCGGUGUAUUGGAUGAGCACAAGAUGAAACUCGAUUAUGUGUUAGCGUUGAAGAUUGAAGAUUUCUUAGAAAGGCGAUUACAGACUCAAGUGUUUAAGUUAGGAUUAGCAAAAUCUAUUCAUCAUGCCCGUGUCUUGAUUAGACAGCGUCAUAUUCGUGUCGGGAAGCAAAUAGUCGAUGUUCCAAGUGGUGGACGUCCAGGUCGUGUUAAGAGAAAACGUCAACGACAACCCGCUAAAGGUGACGAAGAGGAGGAGGACGACGAAUAA
This is a messenger RNA of Ambispora leptoticha, 516 nucleotides long. Lineage: Eukaryota; Fungi; Glomeromycota; Glomeromycetes; Archaeosporales; Ambisporaceae. The record is from the annotation of a GenBank genome assembly.